AUGGCGGCGGCGAAGACGAAGGAGAUGAGGGUUGAGGGGAACGAUUGCAACUGCCUUAAUAUUACAUGUGGUCAGGUUGCCGAUGGUCCAUGCCCAUAUGCCGAAUGUAAAACGUGCAAGUCGUGCUGUAGUCCCGGAUGUGAGGGGUGCAAAGUAAAAUGCGAGGCAAAUGAAUCAUGUAAGUGUUAUAUUACUUGCUGUGGCUGUCCGACUGAUUGUUAUGGGGACAAGAAAAAUGGCGAAUGUAAAGGAAAAGAAUCAACCAACAGUUGCAAGCGGUGCGAAAAUAGGUGUACAGAAGGGCCAUGCGACGGCUACGUAAUUGGCAGAUGCAAAGACAAAGGCUACGACAAGUGUGAAGGCCACGUCAAAUACCAUGACGGCAAUCCUGUAUGGGAACGCAAAAAAUACGGCGACAAAUGCAUGGACUCCCAUCCAUAUGCCUGUAACGAGAACGAUUGCAAGUGGGCACGUGGAAAACGAGACGAGAACGGCAAUUGCGUCCUCAAAUGCACAUACUGUGGCACACUAUGUUCACAAGACUGGUGCAGAAUAUGGCUAGGUGUUCUAAUCAUCGGUUUGAUCAUUUUAUCAUGCUUUAUUGUCAUGUGGGGUAUGUUUCCCGAGACAUUCCACCGGAUGACGACUAAAAUACGCGCUGCAUUUUCCAGCUCGCCUGGCCAUCCCGGCAGAUCCCUGACUAAUCUCGUCGGUGACGAAAUUCCCGAGGAGAUGAACAUUGACCGCUACCCCGCCUUCCGUCCAAGGGCAUACGCUGGAUUGUCGUAG
Molecule: messenger RNA, 789 nt
Organism: Babesia bigemina
Lineage: Eukaryota; Apicomplexa; Aconoidasida; Piroplasmida; Babesiidae
Exons: 2
Coding region: 1-789 (262 amino acids)
Source: RefSeq, a predicted model, not a curated record